AUGUAUGUUAGAGCUGCAGCACUUGCUCGUAAAAUUUAUGUUAGAGGUCACUGGGGAGUUGGAAAUCUCACUCAUAUGUUUGGUUCAGUUAACGAUAAUGGCAAACAUGAAUCAGGAUCUGGAAAGGUCAUUAGAUACUUGCUUCAAUAAUUGGAAGCUAUUAAAGUUUUAAAGAAGGAUAGCAAGUCACUCUUAAAAAAGGGAUCAAGAAUUGUUACCAAAGAAGGAUAAUAAGACUUAAAUAGAAUUGCAACCCAAGUUGCCUUAGCAGCCAGAAAAUGAUUGAUAUAACAAUACAAUACAUAAGUACAUUAUAUAAUAAAUAAAGUUAAUCA
Paramecium tetraurelia is the source of this 335-nucleotide messenger RNA. RefSeq lists its product as uncharacterized. Lineage: Eukaryota; Ciliophora; Oligohymenophorea; Peniculida; Parameciidae. Gene Ontology annotation, cellular component: cytosolic small ribosomal subunit; ribosome. The transcript has 2 exons. The record is from RefSeq and is a predicted model, not a curated record. Gene Ontology annotation, biological process: ribosomal small subunit assembly; translation. Gene Ontology annotation, molecular function: RNA binding; structural constituent of ribosome.